GUGCGUUUGAUUGUUGCAGGGCUCAAUGGCGGACAGAGCAGGAUAGUCGCAUUAGCACCGAGGACAAUAACAUCUCGACUGUGUAAUUCGCUGGCGUGACUCGGCACGCCGCAGCACUUGCCCCACAAGUGCACCGUUUUGAAGCGGGUCUUUCUUUUUUUUUUGCACUAACAUUAAGUGCAAAGUCGGCCGCAGCUCUUCCCUGCUUUCAUCUUUCAGCGUGUUUUGAGUUCCCGUCCACAGCGGAGAAGUUGCACUGUUUCAUGGUGGCUCACUGAAAGGCAGUUUAGCUUGCGAGCAAAAAAAAAAAAAACAUGGGGGAGUCUCUCGAACUGAUAGGGAAGCGUCUGCUUUUGCUCCUCGGCGACGGCAGGUCCGCAAACGGAUCGGAACCGGAGAAGGCCACCUGGGCCAGGGACUGGCUCCGGGGAACGGUGCGGGCGGUCAGCGUCAUCGGCCUGGUCGCCCCGGAGGGUGGCGGAGGAGAGGCGACGACCACAUCCAGUGCUGCUGCAGGGCUCACGGUAUUUGUGGAGUUUGAGAACGCUUCGCAGCGGUGUUCUUGGGUGCAGGUGUAUGACGAGGGGGUGAAAGCCGUGCUAGUGGAGGAGUCUAUUGUUUGGGCCAGUCGGAGUGAUAGCACUGCGACUGCUGGAGCUGCAGCAUCAACCACAGCCUGGCCUGCCCUGGUCUUCCGCUCCCUUGUGGACAGAGUGGGUUUAGGAUCGUUGGUAGCUGUUGAGUAUUUUGGAAAGAAGACCUUAGAGUUCCUGUCUGAUAACAAAACUGUGCAGAGGUUUGAGGUUGAUAAAGACUUAAGACACCCUUUGUUGUUGGAGCAGCCCUCUCUGCAGGGUACCAUCUCCAGCUGGCGCACUGACUUUGAACUGCAGGAGAUCUUCAGGAAGGGUUCUUACACUGUUCAAGGGCGCAGGGUUCGGGUGUACCAACCAGAGUUUGAGGAGUGCUGGGCCUCAGGAUUGGUCUCUCAGCACGAUCCUAUCUCACACAUCAUGGAGAUUACACUAGAUAAGGGAGAAGGAAAUCAGAUGGUAGACCCUCGUGUAAUACACGUCAUGCUCACAGAGGAAGAGCUCGGUAAGAAUGGGCGGCGAAGGAGGGACAGUGAAACGAUGAAGGGUGAUGGUGGGCGUAGACGCAGGACUGCCUCUGAAGGUGAGGAUGACUUGAACUUGAAACGCUUCAAAGGAGCGGGAGAUGCCGGAGCUGAUGGAGAAAACGGUGGUGAUUUGAAGAAAACUCCAGCAGAAGGGAUGGGGAUCUGGGGCGGAGACUUGGGCGACAGAGUCAGCAGCACAACCAAAAACGGAAGCUCUUCAGAAGGAACUUUUCCUCAGGGCAGAGUGUCAUCACCCAACACCAAUUCCCCACCAAUGGACCAAUCAAACACCACUCCUCCCUGUUUUCCUGCCCACGUCAAAGAAAAUGGCCGCUCACUCUCCUCACAAGGGGCAGCAGACUCCACCACUACGUUGACUCACACCCCUACGCCUCCUCCCCUCAAACCAGCCCCCUCUCCCUUCUCUACCACAUCUUUCCCUUCCCUAGGCCAGAUGCCAAGCCUGGUCCCUGGAGCGCCAGCCCCCAAGGCCUCCCCAUCCCCACAGCCAGACAGAGAGGAGGCAUCCCAGUCUGCCUUCUCUAAAACAGCUGCUCUUGUUUCCCCGGGGCCUGUCACCAUUUCUUGGUCACAUGACAGUGGCCCAAGUGUUGCACUUUCUGCUUCUGUGGGUUUAAGUCCUAAAGCCCCUACCUGGGGAAGCCAGACUGAGGGCUCUAAGGUGGCUCCUGGUUUUCGUUUGCCUCAGUCCACUGCUCCUGUUUUUGGUGAAGUUACCUCUCAGACAAAUGGCGCUCCCACCACCACCACCACAUCCUCCCAGGACACUCCCAGGCCCUUUGGCUUUGGCUUUAGUGGGGCAAAGAAUGAGGCUCAAUCCAAGCAAGACCAAAACCUGUUUUUCCAGUGCAUGACCCAGAAUUCUGGCUCCAGCUCAAGCCUUGCUGCUGGUCAGACCCAGUCUAAGGAAACCAAUUACUUCACCGCCGUUUCUGAUAGCCUGAGCAAAGAACCUCCAAGCCUUUUCAAGCCUGCAGCCUCCAAUGAAGCUCUGAAGAAGCCUGAGCAGACCAAAGUGCCUGAGACCCAUACAACGGGAAAUGGUGUGCUCAACAAACCCUCAUCGGCCUUCCAGGGCAUGGUUGGCUCUGCAGCUGGGAGAGGCUCUGGUCUAAGUAUUGGAGGACUAGCUGCAGCUGCUGGGGCUCCAAGUACUUCUAAGAAGAGCAGUAAUAAUGGCACCCCUGUGGGGGGCUUAAGUCUGCAAUCUGGUUUUAAUACUUCAGAUAGCCACCAGAAUCUUUUUCUGCAGGCCUCAAAAGAGCCCACAAAUCCAUUUCUGGCAUACGGGGACAAACCCUCCCACACCUCCUUUGCUGGACUCACUUGUGCCGAACCACAGACUCUUGGUCCUGCCUCAGACAGCAAACCAAACCUGUUCACCAUGGCAGAGCCACCUAAGGGGAUUCUACCUUUCUCAGCACUCUCAGCAGCUGCUUCCCCCAGCUCCUCCUCCUCUCCAGCACCAGCUUCAUCCCAGAGGGCACAGACUGAAGGGACUGUGACAAAGGAGGAGCAGGAAGUUGGGGAGAUUUCUUCAUCCACCUCAGGCUGCCCCAUGUUUGGAAGCUCUGGUCCCGGAGCAAUGGAGGACCUCCCAGUGUCCUUUGACCAGAGCCAGUCUCAGAAGUUUUCCUUGGAGGAAAGAGGUCAAUCAUCCAAACGUGACUCUGACUCCAGCAGCAACAGCGACCUGUCAGACCUAAGUGAGAAUGAGGAGGGACCAGAGAAGGGCCCAAUCCCAGGAGGGCCACCACACCCUGCAAAGGAUGCUGCUAUGUUGCAGAAAGCGAAAGUGCAAGGUGCUCCAAAGAGUCGUCCACGUAACAAGCCAUUUAAAGUGGGCCAGUCUGUACUAAAAGACCAGAGCAAAGUGCGUCGCCUGAAGCAGUCUGGUGAGUCCUUUCUCCAGGAUGGCUCCUGCAUCAAUGUGGCACCUCAUCUGCACAAGUGCCGCGAGUGUCGUCUUGAGCGUUACCGAAAAUAUCGGACUGCAGACGACGAUAGCGACGAUGAGGAUGACCCAAAUGUGGCCUGUCGUUUCUUCCACUUCAGAAGGUUGGCUUUCACUCGUAAAGGUGUGCUGCGUGUGGAAGGCUUCCUGAGCCCUCAGCAGAGCGAUUCUAUGGCCAUGGGUCUGUGGCUACCUGCACCAGCUGUCCAAGAGGGUCUGGACCUUGAUACGUCCAAAUACAUCCUGGCCAAUGUGGGAGACCAGUUCUGUCAAUUGGUUAUGUCAGAGAAGGAGGCUAUGAUGAUGGUGGAGCCUCACCAGAAAGUGGCCUGGAAACGAGCUGUGCGAGGUGUCAGAGAAAUGUGUGAUGUGUGUGAGACCACGUUGUUCAACAUCCACUGGGUGUGUCGCAAGUGUGGAUUCGGAGUUUGUCUGGAUUGUUAUCGGCUCCGCAGGAACAGACCAAGAGAGGAUGUGGAUGAAGGUCCGGAAGAUGAGGUUUUCGCUUGGUUAAAGUGUGCCAAAGGCCAGCCUCAUGAGCCACAGAACCUCAUGCCUACACAGAUUAUACCUGGGACAGCUCUUUACAACAUAGGUGACAUGGUGCACUCAGCAAGAGGCAAGUGGGGAAUUAAAGCAAAUUGUCCUUGUACAAGUCGACACACCAAGCCUUUAGUGCGUCCUAGUGCCCCAAAUGGUAUUUCACAGUCUACAACAAGCAGUGGUAGUAUCCUCGCAGCUGCAGCCCCUGGUAUUGGCACUACUCCAAAAUCAGAGGGAGAAACGUCAGUGAUCAAAACAGAAACUACACAAACAGCAGCGCCAUCAGACAGUGGGGGAGGAGAAAGUGUUGGAAGUACCAGUAACUCCACCAGCGGUACAUCCUCCCCCUGUAACCUCCCCCAGUCCUCUGCCAGGGAGUCACGCUCAUCAGGAGAGGGCAACAGCUCUGCCCUGCACUGGCUCGCGGACCUGGCCACACAGAAAGCUAAGGAUGAUACCAAGGAAUCUGGUUCACUACGCUCCAUGAUGAGUCGAGACAGCCGGCCUCCGUUUGGCCUGGACUCACUCAGUGCUCUGUCAAAGCCUUCUGCUUCCAGCCCCAAGCUAUUUAACAGCCUGUUACUGGGCUCCAGCAUGGCCCAGUCCAAACCAGAGGGGUCAAGUCUCCGGGACCUGCUCAACUCCGGACCUGGAAAACUCCCCCAGGGCCCAGGAGAGAGUGGGGUACCAUUCCCCUCUGUCUUUACAUCAGGAGGUAGCGACAAGCUGAAGAGCAGCCUCCCCAACUUCCUGGAUCACAUCAUCGCCUCGGUUGUGGAGACCAAGAAGGCAGAAGGUCGUCGUACCGGGGCCUCUGAGAGCGGCGAGCUGGGUGUGUUGGGGGGACGCAAAGAGGGUGUUAUGGGUCUAAGUGUUUUGGAACCACACACCUCCCACUCCUGGCUCUGUGACGGACGACUCCUCUGCCUUCAGGACCCCAGCAACAGCAACAACUGGAAGAUCUUUAGAGAGUGCUGGAAGCAGGGACAACCUGUGUUGGUGUCAGGGAUACAUAAACGUCUGAAAGUGGAUUUGUGGCACCCUGAUGCCUUCAGUAAAGAGUUUGGAGACCAGGAUGUUGACCUGGUCAACUGUAGAAACUGUGCCAUCAUUUCUGACGUGAAGGUGCGAGACUUCUGGGACGGUUUCCAGGUCAUCUCCAAGCGACUACAAGACAGUGAAGGCCAGCCCAUGGUGUUAAAAUUAAAGGACUGGCCUCCAGGUGAAGACUUUCGGGACAUGAUGCCUACACGGUUUGAUGAUCUCAUGGAUAACCUCCCCUUACCCGAGUACACAAAAAGAGACGGUCGUCUUAACCUUGCUGCCCGCCUGCCUAACUUUUUUGUGCGUCCUGAUCUUGGACCCAAGAUGUAUAAUGCCUACGGCUUAACCUCGUCUGAAGACAGAAAGGUGGGAACCACAAACCUUCACCUAGAUGUCUCUGAUGCUGUCAAUGUCAUGGUCUAUGUUGGCAUCCCACAAGGAGAGGGAGACCAGGACCAAGAGGCAGUUAUCUCUGGACGCAAAGAGGUCAUGACCACCAUAGAGGAAGGUGAUGUGGACGAAAUGACAAAGAGGAGGGUGUUUGAGGGACAGGAGAAACCUGGAGCUCUUUGGCACAUCUAUGCCGCCAAGGACGCUGAAAAGAUCAGAGAACUUCUCCGCAAGGUGGGAGAGGAGCAAGGUCAAGAGAACCCUCCAGAUCACGACCCCAUUCACGACCAGAGCUGGUACUUGGACCAGGCGCUCCGCCGCAGGCUGUAUGAAGAAUAUGGCGUCCAGGGUUGGGCAAUUGUACAGUUCUUAGGAGAUGCUGUUUUUAUCCCUGCUGGAGCUCCACACCAGGUGCACAACCUGUACAGCUGUAUCAAGGUUGCAGAGGACUUUGUGUCUCCCGAGCAUGUCAGGCAUUGUUUCAGACUGACCCAGGAGUUCAGGCACCUCUCCACUACUCAUACAAACCAUGAAGACAAGCUUCAGGUGAAGAACAUCAUCUAUCAUGCAGUGAAGGACGCUGUUGGGACUCUGAAGGCUCAUGAACCUAAACUGGCCCGCCCUUAGUUCCUUUCACUUAACGUCCCAAAACAAUCAGCCUCUUACAACCAGGCUGCUACACACACAACACAGUGUGCAUUACAUAACCACACACAUGUAUACAUGCUGCAGAAUGCAGAGUACAAAGAUAAUGAGUAGAUUUUGGGGGGCAGUAACAGUCUGGGGUUUCGGUAAUGAGGAGAUUGGAUUUUGGGAGGGAUUGGAUGGUUAGGGGCUGUCAGCCCAUUGAUGAAGGAAGUCCUUUAUCACUGUUACACAGUAUGUUCAAACUUGUCUAGUUUUCCAAUUUUUAUUUUUUAACUCUGUAUUUAAGGUCAGUGUGUUUGUUCAGUUGUUUUCAUUGUAUAAGUAAUAUGUGAGAGUAAGGGAGGUAAAAGCUGACGUGCCUUUGGAGCAGAGGUUCAGCUUCCAUAUAAGUUGACUGACAUAAUGUGAGUACCUGGCUAACUUUCCUAUUUUGAUGACGCUGUUAUUAUUUUUUCUUUAAUAGGAGCAAGGUUAACCUGUUUUUUGUAGAUUUUCUUUUUUGUUGUCAGAGUUUUUAAACGAAGCUGAUUGCUUCAGCCCUCUGUGGCUGUAAUGGAUUUGCGAAGCAGCCAGUGAGGGGAAGCAGACCAAAGUUUUGUAAUUUUUUUUUUCUUAUUUCGCUCUUAAAGUAAGAAGUCUUUUGUUUUUAUACAGCAUAAGGUAAAGAUCGGGAGGACUUCAGAGAGGGUAGUUUUUGUUUUGUUUUUCACCUAUCUUUGUCCUAUGGGCUGAAUGACCUGCAGACUUCCAACAACAUUUGUUCAAGAAUCACAAUAGCAGCUGAACAGAACUACUGGCCAUUAACAUUGUAUCAAUAUCUAUAUAUAUUGAUCUUAGCAGUCUGUUUGAUUUUUCACAAUAAAGUUUACAAAACUACUUUUUGUUCAAUGGUUUAUUUGGCCCUCAAAGGAUUUAUGUGUAAACCACCAGCUUUCACACUGACUUAUAUCUUAAGGAUAGAGAGCAGUGCAGUUCUAGGCUGAGUGCUGGGGUCCUCCUGCGUACUUCAUCACAGCAAAAGGUGAAAAAGAGAGGAGAGACGGAGGAGGAGAAAGAAGCACUCUUCCUUGUCCUCAUCAACUUGUGUUCCUGGUAGCAUGAACCCUGGAGCUCCGACUUAUGGUCAUGAAGCUUUAUUCAUUGUAUUUAGUCAAAAGAGAAGGAUAGGAAUUUAACAUUAUUAGCAAAUAUCUGGAACUGUCUCCUUGUAAAUUCUUUAAGCAUUCACUAGAAGUUGCCAGACAAACACAUUUCUGUUGACUCACAAAUAUAUUGUUUCCCUACCACUCUGAAUGUUUGUCAUCUAAAUAUAAUACCUUUAUAGUGUUUAGUAUUGGUUGUUUGUUUUUAUAUCAUAUUAAAUUGGACUAGGAUUAAAGUUU
This is a messenger RNA of Labrus bergylta (ballan wrasse), 7102 nucleotides long. It is a transcript of the gene kdm3b, whose product is annotated as lysine (K)-specific demethylase 3B. Gene Ontology annotation, cellular component: chromatin; histone deacetylase complex. Gene Ontology annotation, biological process: regulation of transcription by RNA polymerase II. Gene Ontology annotation, molecular function: transcription coregulator activity; chromatin DNA binding; histone H3K9 demethylase activity. The record is from RefSeq and is a predicted model, not a curated record. NCBI's taxonomy places the organism in Eukaryota, Metazoa, Chordata, Actinopteri, Labriformes, Labridae.